Molecule: messenger RNA, 3577 nt
Organism: Vigna angularis (adzuki bean)
Lineage: Eukaryota; Viridiplantae; Streptophyta; Magnoliopsida; Fabales; Fabaceae
Product: 5'-3' exoribonuclease 3
Exons: 23
Coding region: 184-3432 (1082 amino acids)
Biological process (GO): nuclear-transcribed mRNA catabolic process
Cellular component (GO): nucleus
Molecular function (GO): zinc ion binding; 5'-3' RNA exonuclease activity; RNA binding
Source: RefSeq, a predicted model, not a curated record
CAGCAUCGUCGUUUCGUUCCGUUCUGUACCUCGCAAUAUUCCAACUCGCGCGAGCGCAGUGGAGGAAUCAGUGUUUACUUGUUUCGCAUAUUCUUCUUCCUCUGCGUUUAGAUUUGAGAGAGAAGUGAAUUGGAUAAGGGACUUUCGCUUUCGGCAAAUUGAAUCUGAGUUCGCGACGGAAAGAUGGGAGUCCCAGCCUUCUACCGGUGGCUGGCCGAGAAGUAUCCGAUGGUGAUUGUGGACGCGAUCGAAGAGGAACCAGUCGUCAUCGACGGCAUUCAAAUCCCGGUCGAUACGAGCAAGGAGAACCCUAACAACAUCGAAUACGAUAACCUCUACCUCGACAUGAAUGGCAUCAUUCAUCCCUGCUUUCACCCGGAGGAUAGGCCUUCUCCGACGUCGUUCGAUGAGGUGUUUGAGUGCAUGUUUGACUACAUUGACAGGCUGUUCGUUAUGGUGCGGCCGCGGAAGCUCCUCUACAUGGCUAUUGAUGGUGUUGCGCCGAGGGCGAAAAUGAACCAGCAACGGUCUAGGCGGUUUAGGGCUGCGAAAGAUGCAGCUGACGCGGCUACUGAAGAAGCAAGGUUAAGGGAGGAAUUUGAGAAGGAGGGCAGAAAGCUUCCGCCUAAAGCAGAGUCACAGACGUUUGAUUCAAAUGUCAUUACACCUGGAACUGAAUUUAUGGCUGUUUUGUCAAUUGCACUUCAGUACUAUGUUCAUCUUAGGUUGAACAACGACCCUGGUUGGCAAAAUAUUAAGGUUAUUCUUUCUGAUGCAAAUGUUCCUGGUGAAGGGGAGCAUAAGAUUAUGUCCUAUAUCCGCCUGCAGAGAAAUCUUAAUGGUUUUGAUCCAAAUACACGACAUUGCCUAUAUGGUUUGGAUGCCGAUUUGAUUAUGUUGGCAUUGGCUACCCAUGAAGUUCAUUUUUCAAUUCUUAGAGAGGUUGUAUUUACUCCUGGACAAGACAAAUGCUUCCUCUGUGGUCAGAUGGGCCAUUUGGCGGCAAACUGUGAAGGAAAGGAAAAAAGAAAGGCAGGAGAGUUUGAUGAAAAAGGAGAGGCUAUCGUGGCUAAAAAGCCAUACCAGUUCCUGAAUAUUUGGACUCUAAGAGAAUAUCUGGAGUAUGAGAUGAAAAUACCUAAUCCUCCUUUCGAGUUUGAUUUUGAAUGCAUUGUGGAUGAUUUUAUCUUCAUGUGCUUUUUCGUCGGCAAUGACUUUCUUCCACAUAUGCCUACACUAGAGAUUCGUGAGGGUGCAAUCAACUUGCUGAUAGCUGUAUACAAGAAAGAAUUUAGGGAAUUGGGUGGUUAUUUAACCAAUGGUAGCACGAUAAACUUAAGCAGGGUGGAGCACUUCAUUCAGGCUGUUGGAUCUUAUGAAGAUAAAAUAUUCCAGAAAAGAGGUCGAUUGCAUCAGCGGCAAGUGGAAAGAAUAAAGCGUGAGAAGGCACAGGCAAAAAGGGGAGAUGAUACCGAGCCUCAAUUUCAACCAGAGUCUUUAGUUGCAGUUUCACGAUUCCAUGGUUCUCGUCUUGCUUCAGCUCCAACACCAUCACCAUUUCAGCAAGCUGGGCAUUAUAACUCUCAAGUGUCCUCAUCAGUUAAAAAAUACCAUAAAGAAACCUCUGAGAGGCCCCAUAAAGUGGCUAGGUUAUCUUCGGGAGCCACUCUUGCUGCUGCUAUUGUUGAAGCCGAGAAUAGUGUUGAAAUAGAAGCUCAAGAUAAUAAAGAUGAAUUGAAAACAAAAUUGAAGGAGAUACUUCGUGAGAAAGCGGAUGUAUUCAACUCAAAAAAUGCUGAAGAGGACAAGAUUAAGUUGGGAGAACCAGGCUGGAAAGAGAGGUAUUAUGAGGAAAAAUUUUCUGCUAAAACUCCUGAGGAACUUGAAGCGAUACGGAAAGAUGUUGUCUUGAAGUACACUGAAGGCCUAUGUUGGGUGAUGCACUAUUAUUACGAAGGUGUUUGUUCUUGGAACUGGUUUUAUCCAUAUCACUAUGCCCCCUUUGCGUCUGAUCUCAAGGACCUUGGUGAACUUGAUAUUAGUUUUAAGCUGGGAACCCCAUUCAAACCAUUUGACCAGCUUCUAGGGGUCUUUCCUGCUGCCAGCUCUCAUGCUCUUCCUGAGCCGUAUAGGAGACUUAUGACAGAACUAAACUCACCUAUCAUUGAUUUUUAUCCUGUUGAUUUUGAAGUUGACAUGAAUGGAAAACGCUUUGCUUGGCAGGGUAUUGCUAAGUUACCUUUUAUUGAUGAAGAGCGUCUUCUCGCAGAAGUUCAGAAGAUUGAAAAUUUUUUAACGCCAGAGGAAAAGCGACGGAAUGCUAUAAUGUAUGAUUUGCUCUUUGUGAAUUCUUGUCACCCUCUCUCUGCAUGCAUAAGUACACUGGACAACAAGUGUAAAAACAUGUCAAACAACGAACGGGCUUUGGUGAAGGAAAAAAUCAAUCCCAUAGAAAGGGAUACAUGCAGUGGUGGAAUGAAUGGUUACUUAUCUUUAUGCGGUGGAGAACCUUGCCCUCCUAUCUUUAGGUCUCCUGUUGCAAGCAUGGAAGAUAUCAUGGACAAUCAAGUUAUAUGCGCAAUAUAUAGACUUCCAGAUGCUCAUAAACACAUUUCCCGACCGCCACAAGGAGUUAAAUUUCCUAUUAAGUCUGUUACCGUUGGGGAUAUACAGCCUGACCGUGGUUUAUGGCAUGAGGAUUCAGGUAGGAGACAUUACAAUGAAAAUGGGAGGAGAAACCCUCCAGGGUCUUCUGGCCGGGAGCUUGGAGAGUCUGCACACAGACUCAUUCUCAAUUCCUUACAGGCGAAGGUUGACUCCAAUGGCUACCGUCACCCACAUAAUGGACCACCUAUAUCUUAUCCUGCACCAAUGGGUCAUCGGCCACCGGUAUCUUCCUAUGGUUAUGAAUCACACCCAGGAUACGUUGCAAUGCCCCCUGUUCCUGCUCCCUCACUCCAUGGCAGACCCCACUUUACACCUUACAAUGCUGUCCCUACUGCUCAGCAGUAUGGCUAUAAUCAACAAUACCUACCACCCCCCGUAGCAUACAAUCCUCAUCAGCCAUCAAAUUCUUACGAAAGAAAUGACUAUCAACACCCUGGAUCACAUCAUUAUGAAAGAAAUCAGCUUCAGGGUACUGGUGGUAGUUUAAGGCAUGGAUAUCAAUCGUCAGGAUACAAUCAGAACGCCGGGUUUAUGAACAAUACGCAAGGUGGAUAUGCUAGUCACCAUCAUGAUGUUAGUCAUCAUCACCAAGUUAUUCACCACAGCCAAAACUUCCAACCAUCUAGAACCCAUCAGAAUUGGAGUCCACGAAACAAUCAGAGUGGAAACAGGGAAUACGGUCAUCAUUCGUCCAAUCAAUUUUCUUUAUUAGAUAGAAGAGGAAACAGGAAUCCAAUGCCACCACCCGGUUACGAUCGCCAAUAGACUCAUUCAGUAAGUUGUACCAUAUAUAUUUUCUCAAUUAGUUGAUGGUUCAGAGUUGUAUCUGCAUUUUCUCUUAUUAUCUCUAGAACACAGGUUGUAAACAUUUUCCUACUUUAUAGGCUAUUCAAUUCAUCGUGUUUUCUUA